GGAUCAGCGAUGUAAAAUGAAGGACAAAACAAACGCGCCACCAAGUGGACCAGAUCAGUAUUACAGUCUCACUGCACAGCCCGACGUUACAGUUUGAAGCAAAACAAGCUCCGGUUUAAGGAGUGUGAUCAAUAACAGCAGAAGAGAUCAGACUUUUCAGGACUCUCUGUGUGUGUGUGUGUGUGUUUGUGCAAACUUUACUAAUAUCCAAAGAUGGAGGCCCUCAAUAAACUAAAAAAACGUAAACUCAAGGGAGAAAGGUCCGAAUCACCAGCACCCAGCUGUAUCUCCAUGAAGAGUGAUCAGUCUAUGGAGCCACCUUUGAAAUUUAAAGCUGAAGGCCCCUCAGAUCUACACAGUGUUCUACAGAGAGCAGGAGACAGAAUAGAAAAGAACAUCAUCACAGAUACACGGCACGACCCAGAAUCUGUUGCUGUGAAUGAAUUCCAGAAAAAAUUCAAAUUAAACCUGAUGAAGAAGUUUCAGUGUUUGAAUGGAGUGAUAAUAAACCUGGGAAACCAAACACUCCUGAAUGAGAUCUACACAGAGCUCUACAUCACAGAGGGAGACAGUGGAGAAGUCAAUAAAGAACAUGAGGUGAGACAGAUCAAGGCAGCAUCCAGGAGAACAACAACAGAGGACACACCAAUCAAAUGCAACGACAUCUUUAAGCCCUUAUCUGAACAAGACAAACCCAUCAGAACUGUGGUGACAAAGGGAGUCGCUGGCAUCGGAAAAACAGUCUCUGUGCAGAAGUUCAUUCUGGACUGGGCUGAAGGGAAAGCAAAUCAGGACAUCCACCUCAUAUUUCCACUUCCUUUCAGAGAGCUGAAUCUGAUGAAGGACCAGAAACUGAGUCUGAUGGAGCUCCUUCAUGUCUGUUUUAAGGGAACAAAAGAAACAGAAAUGUCCAGUUUGGAAAAGGUUCUGUUCAUUUUUGAUGGAUUGGACGAGUGUCGUUUUCCUCUAGAUUUCCAGAACACAGUGAGAGUGUGUGAUGUAACUGAAUCAGCAUCAGUGCAUGUGCUGCUGAUAAACCUGAUCAAGGGGAAUCUGCUUCCCUCUGCUCUCAUCUGGAUCACCUCUCGACCAGCAGCAGCUGAUCAAAUCCCCUCUGAAUGUGUCCAUCGAGUCACAGAGGUACGAGGGUUCAAUGACCCACAGAAGGAGGAGUACUUCAGGAAGAGAAUCAGUGAUCAGAGCCUGGCCAAUAACAUCAUCACACACCUGAAGUCAUUAAGAAGUCUCUACAUCAUGUGCCACAUCCCAGUCUUCUGCUGGAUUUCAGCCACUGUUCUAGAGAGAAUGUUGGGUGAAGCAGAGAGUGGAGAGAUCCCCAAGACUCUGACUCAAAUGUACACACACUUCCUCAUCAUUCAGACAAACAUCAUAAGAGUAAAGUACUCAAAGAAGCAGGAGAGUGAUGAAAUACUUCUUAAACUGGGACAACUGGCUUUUCAGCAGUUGAAGAAAGGGAAUCUGAUCUUCUAUGAGGAAGACCUGAGAGAGUGUGGCAUAGAUGUGAGAGAAGCAGCAGUGUACUCAGGUGUGUGUACGCAGAUCUUCAGAGAGGAGUUUGGGCUUCACCAGAGUAAAGUGUACUGCUUUGUUCAUCUGAGCAUUCAGGAGCACCUCGCAGCUCUGUAUGUGCACCUGACAUUCAUGAUGGAAAAGAGAAAAGUUCUUAAUCAGAAUCAGGUCUCUAAAUGGUGGAUGGAAAAAAUGACAAUCUCAGAUGUACACUAUAGUGCUGUAGAUCAGGCUUUAGAAAGUCAGACGGGACAUCUGGAUCUUUUCCUUCGAUUUCUUCUGGGUCUCUCACUGAAGUCCAAUCAGAAACUCUUACAUGCCUUAGUAACACAGACAGGAAGUAGCUCCCAGAGCAAAGAGGAAACAGUUCAGUACAUUAAGAAGAAGAUCAGUGAAGAUCUUCCUACAGAGAAAUCCAUCAAUCUGUUCCACUGUCUGAAUGAACUGGGUGAUAAUUCUCUAGUGGAGGAAAUCCAACACUACCUGAAAUCUGGAAAACAAAGUGAACUCUCUUCUUCACAGUGGUCUGCUCUGGUGUUUGUGUUAUUGACAUCAGCACAGGAGCUGGAAGAAUUUGACCUGAAUAAAUAUUUCAGUACACAUAAGAUAACAGAAACUGUUCUUCUGAAGGUGAUGCCUGUGAUUGCAGCAUCCAGAAAAGCAACUAUCAGGUGUGAUUCACUUGGAGUGAGAAGUUGGUCAGCUCUGGUCUCAGCGCUCAGCUCAGAAACCUCCAAUCUGAGAGAACUGCAUCUGACUGUGAAAACACUGGAUCUGACUGGGAAUGAACUAGGAGACUCAGGAGUGAAGAGUCUCUGUGCUGUACUGGAGAAUCCUCACUCUAAAGUGGAGACACUGAGGUUGCGUGGUUGUGGUGUCUCAGAUGAAGGCUGUGCUGCUCUGACUUCAGCUCUGAAAUCAAACCCCUCACAUCUGAGACAACUGGAUCUGACCUCUAAUAAUGUAGGAGACUCAGGAGUGAAGAGUCUCUCUGCUGUACUGGAGGAUCCUCUCUGUAACCUGGAGAUACUGUGGUUGUAUAAAUGUGGUGUCUCAGAUGAAGGCUGUGCUGCUCUGACUUCAGCUCUGAGAUCAAACCCCUCACACCUGAGACAACUGGAUCUGUCCUAUAAUAAACUAGGAGACUCAGGAGUGAAGUGUCUCUCUGCUGUACUGGAGAAUCCUCACUGUAAACUGGAGAAAUUGGGGUUGUGUAAGUGUGGUGUCUCAGAUGAAGGCUGUGCUGCUCUGACUUCAGCUCUGAGAUCAAACCCCUCACACCUGAGACAACUUGAUCUGUCCUAUAAUAAUGUAGGAGACUCAGGAGUGAAGAGUCUCUCUGCUGUACUGGAGAAUCCUCACUGUAAACUGGAGAUACUGUGGUUGCGUGAGUGUGGUGUGUCAGAUGAAGGCUGUGCUGCUCUGACUUCAGCUCUGAGAUCAAACCCCUCACACCUGAGAGAACUGGAUCUGUUUAAUAAUAAAAUAGGGGACUCUGGAAAGAAGCUGCUCUCUGCUCUUAAGAAUGAUAAACAUUACAAACUACAGACACUGAUGUUCAGUGUGUGAUGAAAAUCCAUGUGUGUGUGAUGAAGACUCCGGUGUUCCUGCAUUUCCAUGUUGGGGAAUAGAGAACACAUUUAUAAACACAUCACUCAUUUAAUUAUAACACAUUAAACAGACUCAGAGACGUGAGAAGUGUGUGUUCAUCAUGCAGUGUAUAAUGACCUCUGACCCCUGGAUAAACUUCCAUGGACCUCAAUCCCAUAAAAAACCUGAGGGAUUAUUAGCAACAGCAGGUGAAAAUGGCACAUGACCUCGAGCUGAACCCAGUCAGUGGAAGAGAGAGCUAAAAUGGGCAGUAACAGUUUCAAGACAUUGGUGGAAUUCUCACUUGGCAUGAUUGGCAUCUGAGGAGUUUAAUGAGUAUUUAACAGGUAUUUUGUAGCAAAAUAAUUUUCAACAUAAAUUUAUGUAACAACCAAAUAUAUUGUUACACUGUGUAUUUUUGUAGAGAAAAGUAAAUCAUCCCAGCUGAGUCAACAUCAUAACCCAACCUUGCUGAGAUAAAACAGUCCAGACUGAGUCGGUCCACAUUGUCCUGGUGUGGAUAAAAAUGGCAUGAAAUAAACACGAGAGAGACCAAGUAUGAUUAACAUAACACUGUAUAAAUGAAGGAGCCUCAGCUCCAGGUGUCAGAUCACUUCUGAGAAUUCUCAUCGGUGUGGAUCUCGUGUGGUGGAACGGAACCAAUAAAUCUGGAACCUUGCUUCUUCUCACUCACGGUUGGUGCCUUAUUUUUCUAUCUCCAACUGGAUUUGCAGAUGUGAGUAUUUGCUUCUAUGUUGAAUUUUUAAGUGUCUUCAGGUAAUAGGUUAAAUUUGAGCAAGCAGUCCCCAGCGCUGGAUUUCAGAAUCGACCCAAACUGGGUUCUGUUUAACUCAGCAAUUUUGGAGUACACUUUUUGGAGGAGACUCAACUGGGAAUUAGUGUAUAUGAGCAUAAACACCUUCUUUCUGUUGUGUAUCAAUCUGUUUUUUUUUACAUGCUUCCCUCUCUCAUCUUUUUUAGGCAGGUCAGUAGUAGAAUCUUUUUUCAUGUGUACAUUGUAGACUGUUUUUUGACUAAUUGAAAGCAUACUUAAAUAAAAUGCCUUGUCCAUCCUAAACAUUUCACCUUUUACAUUCAAUUAAUACAAUUUUUCACUAACUACACACUCAGUGGUCAUUGUGAUAUAAUUAUAUUUCCUGUUCUGAUAUGGACAAUACUCCAUAGCACACUUCUCUCUUUCUCCCCAUCAGCUGUUACUGUGAGGCAGAUUUUUGGAACUACUGACAGAUUUGUUUGCACUUUCACUUUGGAUGAACUGAAAUAUUCUUUCCCUGAUGCAGUAUUUUGUGUUUUAACCAUUCCCAUGAAGAUAGAUUGCAUGUUCUCUUUCUAGUUAGUUAACUUUGCUCAUUACUAGUCAGCUGGUAUCUUGUGCACAGUUUGUUUCAACUCAGGGCUGGGACAGAUUAUCCAAUUGUGGGUUUUUCAAUAUUUAACCAAUAUAAAUAUUAAAAAGAGCUUGUGACU
Molecule: messenger RNA, 4608 nt
Organism: Ictalurus furcatus (blue catfish)
Lineage: Eukaryota; Metazoa; Chordata; Actinopteri; Siluriformes; Ictaluridae
Product: NACHT, LRR and PYD domains-containing protein 3-like
Exons: 13
Coding region: 214-3099 (961 amino acids)
Molecular function (GO): protein binding
Source: RefSeq, a predicted model, not a curated record